Molecule: messenger RNA, 4498 nt
Organism: Electrophorus electricus (electric eel)
Lineage: Eukaryota; Metazoa; Chordata; Actinopteri; Gymnotiformes; Gymnotidae
Gene: rab1ba
Product: zRAB1B, member RAS oncogene family a
Molecular function (GO): GTP binding; GTPase activity
Source: RefSeq, a predicted model, not a curated record
UGUCACUGCCGCACCUGCGCAGCCAUCUUGUACUUUGCGCGAAGGCAGAAAGGAAGGAAGGAAGAAAGAAAGGAUCAAAUAAUCGUAUUAUUCUUCAAUACAGUAAUGUCCGUUAAGUAAGCGAAUACAGCAAAAAAAAAGACAAGUGGAAACGGCAGAACAGCAGGGGAAGGAGCAACGCUUGCCACGGUGCCCCGGAAUUCCAACCGUUCGAGUCAUCUCUUUUCCACGGAGUGAAAAGAGGAAGAAACGGUGUCAAAUCUCCAUCUGAAAAGAAGAAAAAAAAGAGACACCCGGCCUUCGGACUCGCCAUGAAUCCAGAAUAUGACUACCUGUUCAAACUGCUCCUAAUUGGCGACUCUGGAGUGGGGAAGUCGUGUCUUCUGUUGAGAUUUGCAGAUGACACAUACACAGAGAGCUACAUCAGCACCAUAGGGGUGGACUUCAAGAUUCGUACUAUCGAACUGGAUGGCAAGACCAUUAAGCUUCAGAUUUGGGACACCGCUGGACAGGAAAGGUUUCGCACCAUCACUUCCAGUUACUACAGGGGAGCUCAUGGCAUCAUUGUGGUCUAUGAUGUCACAGAUCAGGAGUCUUAUAACAAUGUAAAACAAUGGCUGCAGGAGAUUGACCGCUAUGCCAGCGAAAAUGUCAACAAGUUGCUGGUUGGGAACAAGUGUGAUCUCACCACCAAGAAAGUAGUGGACUACACAACAGCCAAGGAGUUUGCAGACUCCCUUGCUAUACCCUUCCUGGAGACGAGUGCUAAGAAUGCCACCAAUGUGGAGCAAGCCUUCAUGACCAUGGCUGCUGAGAUCAAGAAGCGCAUGGGCCCUGGAGCCACAGCUGGAGGCGACAAGCCCAACCUGAAGAUUGAUAGCACUCCAGUUCGACAGUCGGGUGGUGGCUGUUGUUGAAGAGCCUCAGCCCCUUCCUGCACUUACCUGCGUGCACACACGCACAUGCACACACAUGCUCUGUCAGCCCUCAAACAUACAUCUGCAUACAUCUAGGAGCAUAAGAACAGAAGGUGAAGACGUUCUAACAUUAAGGGAGUAGCCACUGCAUUUCAGAGCCAAAGCUUGUGUUUUAACUUUCUUUUGGCUUGCAAGAAGUUUAGUAGCUUCCUUCGUGACAUCCCAAUCCUCUCCUUGAUUUUAUACUCCUAGACUGGCAUCCCGUCUCCCUAACCCUCCCUGCCUGUUCUUAGCCCUUAGCUUCACACGCACAUGAUCUCCAUCUACAUUCACAAACCCCAACAUCCCUAACCACAAGCAGACACUCCACUGGCUUGGUCCUUAGCAAGGUACAUGUCCUGUAAAAGGGACAGACGAUGCAUGAAAGAAAAUGAAUUGCAUUUUGGGUGACUUACUGUUGUCUGUAUGCAGAGCAAUUGUCCUAAGAGAGCAGGAUGGGUUACUUGAGAGACUGUCAUGGUCAACUUCUUUCCCCAUACGUGCACACGUGUCACUCACACUCACAUUCUUAGAAGGCUCUUGUAAAGACAUGGAUGAGACCUUCAGCAUAGUCAUAUAUGGAAAUGGAGAGCAUAAAUAUUGGCAAUAUUCUAUUGUUAUUAUUAUUAUUGAUUUAGAUUUGUUUUUUUUUCUCAGUAGGAAUUUUCUAAAAUGCUUGUACAGUGGCUUACUGCUGUCAGAUGAAGGUGUUUGGAGGGGAGGGGACAAAAUCUGUCUUUAUAAUAAAAGCUUUGUGAUGUCUGGGGUUUGGGUUGGUUGAGUAAAGCUACUGUUCCCUCACUUACCUCAUUUAGCCCCUCCCCCUUGUGUUUCCAGUCUAUCCAGCAGCAGGGAAAAAUCCUCAUGCCCACACUGGACCAGGAAACCCAGUUUUCCUAACUUGGCACAUUUGAUUUCUCUUCUGUAUAAAGUGGAAGCAUGGUUGUCCAUUGUCACUGGAGGACAAUGAUGAGCUUGUUGCAGACUUCCAAAUAUGAGUAUUUUUCUGGAGCUUUUUCUUCUAGUCUUUGGCUUGUGAUCUGGUGCUUCAGAGCUUCAGGUUUUCUCAACUUUUAAGUUUUCAUGACCUCAACUUCAGGAUAUUGUGGCUUUCAGAGAUGGCUUUGCAGUAGAAGCCCCAUGCUGUCUUGUGUUGUCAAUCUUGUUGUAGUCUUUGGCUUUCAUUCUGGUUUUUAAAGAUCUGACGUGUGCAAUGAUAUCUUAGCAUUUUGACAAGUUGGACUUCCACAGAAUUUGUAGACUUGGUGUUCUGUUUAUCCUAUGUGCUGUCACAUUUUGGUCCAUCAUGCAUCACAAAAAGUGUGAUUUAGAAAUGUCUUUGUAUUUGGACAUAUUGGACCAGUUAACCAGACCCAGAUUAAGCCCAAGUCUAGCCUAAAAGCAAUUUCCAAAGCUGUCUCCAUUGGCAUUGCAAUUUAGUCCAAGGCUAGGCUUAAUUCAUGUCCAGGAAACUGGCCCAUGUUUAUACAUAUGUGGAGGGAUUUGACAAAGUACUCAUGUAGGUUUGUUGUAGCUCUUUGGAUGUUAUUCUUUUGGAAGCUGGUGUGAGAACAUGUCCUAUCAGGACAGGAUGUUGGGACUGACUGGUCCUGGCUGAGAGACCGGAUAUGAACUCCCAUGUCCUUUGAACAGAAAAAUACAACACUGACAGUGAACUCUCACUCUUCUGCCUCAUGCCUGUGAGGUAAAUCUUUCAGAACCUUCCAGAAAUCUUCAGUACCUUUAUCCUCCAGGAAUUUUUCUUGGUCUUGUUAGGACUCCAGACCAAUAGACAGUCUUAUCUGAAUGAUGCUUUUGGCAUUGUUAAGGUUUUAUGAGUCACUGAGGUUGACUGAAUGCCCCUCCCAUGUUUCAUGAAGUUCAAACUGGAAAGGAUAUCAUAACCCAUUUGCCGAAUGUCAUUUUGACUUCAGAGCCCUCUAGCAGUUGUGCGACCUCAGAUGACAUCCUGCUGCUCCCUGGUGGACUGGUUUUUGUUGUAACUGUUUCAAUAUAUAGGAUGUGGAUCUAGAAAAACAUAGAUAACGUUUGUAGAAUUCACUGGUAGUGUUGACCUGUCUCAAUUAAGUAGUUGCAUCAAUGUCUGUCGUAAGAUUACUAAUAAACAGCCAUUUAAAACUAGUAAACACCAUUUCAGCCAAUGCUAACUUAACCUCAAAGAAUAACUCGUUUCUUUCCUCUUUUUUUUUUUUUUUUAAACUGGAGACAUUUAGUAAGAAUUGUUGGCUUGGGGUUGGAGGGAGCAGUAGCUGAUUGGUGGGGGCAUGUCUAGUGGGUGGGAAUGAUUUAUUAGGUUUUAGGGCUACUGUGUUUAGAAACAUUCCUUAUAUCUUGAAAAAAGCUGUUUGAGCUUGCUUUCAAAUUUAAGCCUGCAAAAGGAAAUGAUUGAAAACUUCUCACUUGUACACCAUCACACACCAGCACAUCCUGUUUUGGACAUGUUCUGAAUGUGCUUUCUAUUUUCAGGAUGCUUGCGAUUCUACUGAUUUUAAUCUACAAAUUGAACUUGUGUUGUGAUGCUGUGUGUCUGAUUAAUUGAUCCGGGGCUGGGGGCAAUAUUCUGGAAGGGUGGGACAUGACUAGAAGCGGGGAGGGCUGCUUUUGAAUGUGAUGGAACCGUGCUAUGCGCUUUUCUUUUUUUCUUUUUUUUUUUGCUUUGACAUUUUAACUUCAUCUUUCACUCUUUCAUUUGCACAUCUCAGUGUUGCUUUGGGUAAGUCAAGAUGAGAGCAUGGACGAUGGUUCUAGCGAGUACCAGGCUGGUAGUACUUUCCCCUCUCCCUCUGCUUGCUGACUCUGGUGCUUUCUUUCAUAGCUCAGUUUGAUCAUGGUUUUUUUUCCUUCUCUGUACAUAUUAUAAAUAUAUAUAUAAUAAAAAAAAAAAAUCAAUGUCUGUCUUAAAUAUGGCUUUUCUGUACUUUUCUUUUUAUUGCGUAGUUGACAAUUUACGUAAAAAUGAAUGUCACUUUAAUAAUAAAUAUAGCAUCCUGUGGCUUUGGUUGACUGGGUUGAAAAACAGGCUAGACUGCUAUUAUGCAAUAAUUGGUGUUUAAAUGCAGCCCCACUCACACAACUUUUAUCAUCUCAACCAUAAGUCAAUAGCUUUAGCUAGCUUUUACAGACCAACAGAGCAUGUUGUCCUCGAGAAGGGCAACGUUUGGUUUCUAUUUUGAAGUCAUUUAGAUGAUGACAGUGGAUUGUUAGUGGGAGGCGUAGUGUUCAUGACUACUGCGUGAGUGUCUGUCACUUCUGUGCUCAGCUUGCAAUUUUCUGGGCUCACUGUUUUGUGAGAGUCUCAUCUGAAGCGUAUACCAUACCAAAUGGUAUACUAUACCAAUUGUUCACAUCCAAAGCAGAAACAAUCCUCACAUGCAGGCCGUCUGCUGAACAUCAGUCUUUUGAAAAUGUCAAUGAAAAUUACACAGAUUAAUCUCAAAAGUCUGAUUGUCUCAUGAUUGUGCAUGUUAGAGUAGCUGCUAUUACAUUGUUAUCUAAAUGAAAAUAAAUAUUUGCAUAUUGGA